GAUGGUGGGCAUGGCGGUGGGCAUGGUGGGUGGACAUGAACGGUUGCUGUGGCCGCCGUCGCGAUCGGGUACGUACCACUUUGGCGGUGGCUGCGAUCCGUGGAAGAUUGGCGAUCCCAACCUAGAGUUUGUCCGCGCAGAUAGUGUUCUGGAGAUCAGGUUUACGGCCGAGUUUGCAGACAGCUCGGGGCCCGGCCCAGGUAGCUACGCCCCGACGGUGUGGAUCUCGCUGGUGGCGGAGGCCGACGAGGCGGACAUGGGCCUGUUUACCCAUGUUAUUGCCUCGUUCGAGCCGGAAGUCGUGACAAAGACGUUCAACGCGUCGCUCGGAGCUGACGUUGCAUCUGUACGUGUGAGCCUUCCGCCGUCGGCGCCGCUCGGCCGGUACGUCUUGCACUGGCGGCUCGACGGGUGGUCCAACUGCGCCGACAUCGCGAUCGUGGCCGGGACCGUCCCGGGCCAUGUCGCGGUGCCGCCUGCGGCACCUGCGCAGCACACCGGGCCGCUCAUUGUGGUUGCCGUCGCCGCAGGGUUUAUCAUCGGUAUUAUUGUCCUCGUUACCGUCGGCUACAGCCGCACACAGCAGCAAGCUGCGCGCGCACCCGGCUGGUACUUGGACGAGCCCGAGUCGGACGAGCUGCCGACCGUUGUCGCACUCACGCGUCCGCUCUCGGCCUCGGACAUCCUCGCUCCGCUUGUAGGACGUGGCAUCCUGCCGGAGCGCGUCGAGUCUAUGCUCUUUCCGCCCUCGCCGUCGGAUGGCGGGUGGAGCGCGACAUCAUCGACGCGCUCGCGGACCAGGUCAUCGCUGUCGUCAUCAGCAACUUCGUGGUCGUGACAUGGCGGCUCACGGCAACAGCGGAUCGACUGCUGAGACUCGGUUGAUCGACUCGGUGCCGGCGGCGCCAUACGAAGCCCCCGUGUAGGCAAACGCCGUGGACGGCGCGCGCUCCUUGAAGAACCACUUGCGAAGAGUAAAGAAGGCAAUGCCCGA
Molecule: messenger RNA, 994 nt
Organism: Thecamonas trahens ATCC 50062
Lineage: Eukaryota; Apusomonadida; Apusomonadidae
Exons: 2
Source: RefSeq, a predicted model, not a curated record